This is a messenger RNA of Cornus florida, 1406 nucleotides long. RefSeq names its product F-box protein SKIP28. The record is from RefSeq and is a predicted model, not a curated record. Gene Ontology annotation, cellular component: cytoplasm. The transcript is spliced from 2 exons. NCBI's taxonomy places the organism in Eukaryota, Viridiplantae, Streptophyta, Magnoliopsida, Cornales, Cornaceae. Gene Ontology annotation, molecular function: protein binding. Bases 243 to 1205 code for a protein of 320 amino acids.
CUAUUUGUGCACAUCUUAAAAGAGAAAUCAAAAUGUGAAACCUCUCUCCACUCUCCAGACAAAAAAGAUUAUAUUUCACCAUAUUUUUUCUUUUUUCUUUUUUCUUAUUCAACAAGUCUUGAAUCUUAAUCAGUCUUCUUCUCCCCCCAUCUCUAAAAACAUUUUGAGUUCAACCCACGAGUUCUAUUCUUUGAAAACCAAAAUUUCUAUAACCCAAUUAUAAUUUCUUUGUAUACUUGGAAAUGAACCCUUCACUUUCUGCUGAGAACAAAGAAGAAGAAGUCAUUGAUAAUUCCACACAUAGUAGUCCACCCCAUGAAGCCAUGUUUCUUGUCUUAGCUUACCUUCCUCUAUUUGAGCUUCUGGCCCUGAGUCAAGCUUGUAGGUCACUGAGAGAUGCAGUGAACAACGAUAUACUACCAUGGCUUAAUAAUAUUGUCGUGAAAAAGCCGUUAAACUCGCGGCUUUCUGAUGAUAUUCUGAUGAAAAUAGCUUCCAAAUCAAACGGUCGGAUGAGGACUUUGGCUUUGGUGAACUGUGUGAAGAUCACAGAUGAUGGACUUCAAAGGGUUGUGGAAAAGAAUCCUCUUAUUAGCAAGCUCUAUAUUCCAUCAUGCACAGCAUUAACACCCGAGGGAGUCAUUAACACAGUGAAGAUCCUAACUGGCAACAAUCUCAGUUUAGUUAGCUUAAAGAUUAGCGGUAUCUACAACAUAAACAAAGAGCACCUCAAAACUCUGCACUCUUAUCUUGAUAUCAACCCAAGACUACAAAGAAGGCAAAAACAACAAUGCAGCUUAUAUGUUGAGUCUAAAAAAUUCUCCACAUUUGGGCACGACGAAAGUGAUUGUCCAUUAAUUGACAUAGAUAUCUGUCCGAAAUGUGAUGAAGUAAGGAUGGUUUUCGACUGCCCAAAGGAGAGUUGUGAGAUCAAGAGGCAGCUCCAACAGAUAGAGUGUAGAGGAUGCUACCACUGCAUUCCGAGGUGUGAAGAGUGCGGGAAAUGCAUAGGAUUUGAAGAGCUGGGAGAGGCAGCUUGUGCAGAUUUCUUGUGUUCGGAAUGCUGGUUUGAGCUUCCGAAAUGUAACUUCUGUAAUCAGCCAUAUUGUAGCCAACACGCUGAUCAGCAGUGCAGUCUUCCAGGCUCUUCAGGGUUUGUUUGUGGUGAUUGUUAUAUGAAAUUCAUUAGCAAUUCAAAUGAUUGAGUUGGUAUAUAAAUUAGCAUUCGAGUUAUAGAAUGUUUUCGUAGAUUCUAUAUAGAGAAUACUUCUAUAGUCAAGUUGAAAUAAAAUGUAACUAUUAUGGAUCACCCUAUUUAUUAUUCAGCUUUUGGGGCAACUUUAUGUAAAUGACUGCUUUAGUUUCUAAUACAGAUAUAUGCUCAGAAAUAGGUACAUUUUUAAUCA